Penicillium cataractarum is the source of this 858-nucleotide messenger RNA. It is a transcript of the gene coq4, whose product is annotated as ubiquinone biosynthesis protein COQ4. Bases 1 to 858 code for a protein of 285 amino acids. The record is from RefSeq and is a predicted model, not a curated record. Gene Ontology annotation, biological process: ubiquinone biosynthetic process. The transcript has 2 exons. Gene Ontology annotation, cellular component: mitochondrion; mitochondrial inner membrane. Lineage: Eukaryota; Fungi; Ascomycota; Eurotiomycetes; Eurotiales; Aspergillaceae.
AUGUCGGUUCUAGGGAGGCGCGGAGCUUGCGAGCUUCGAGCUUUGGCUUCUUCUAGCUCAACUUAUACUGCGAGCGCUUUGCGGCCCUUUUCUAAUCUCAACCGGCCACAGCCAAAUUAUCCCGGCCAUGUCCCAUUGACUACUAUUGAGCGUGGUGCUCUAGCUGUUGGUUCAGCGAUUGGGUCUCUGAUUAACCCACGAAGAGCAGACCUAAUUGCAGCCCUCGGCGAAGCCACCGCAACUCCAUACUUCAUUUACCGUCUCCGAGACGCAAUGCUCUCCGAUCCAACCGGUCGACGCAUCCUCCGCGAUCGACCCCGCAUCACCUCCGAAACUCUCCAAAUGUCCUACCUCCGCACACUCCCCGAGAACUCCGUCGGCCGCACAUACGCUACUUGGCUUGACCGCGAGGGCGUGUCCCCAGAUACUCGCGACAACGUGCAAUAUAUCGAUGACGAGGAAUGCGCCUACGUUAUGCAGCGGUACCGCGAGUGCCACGACUUUUACCACGCGGUGACGGGGCUGCCGAUCUUCGUGGAGGGCGAGCUUGCGCUGAAGGCGCUGGAGUUCUUGAAUACACUUCUUCCCAUGACGGGUCUGAGUUUGUUUGCGUUUAUUCGGAUGAAGCCUGCUGAGAAGGAGCGCUUUUUGACGUUACAUUUGCCGUGGGCGGUGCGCAGUGGGCUGGGUAGUAAGGAGUUGAUCAAUGUUUAUUGGGAAGAGGUGUUGGAGAAGGAUGUGGAUGAGCUCCGGGCUGAACUCCAUAUUGAGCGGCCGCCGGAUUUGAGAGAGAUUCGGAAAAUGAUCCGGCAGCAGCAGAAGCGGGAGAAGGAGAGACAGGGGCAGAUGUCGAGCUAA